This is a messenger RNA of Lecanosticta acicola, 3555 nucleotides long. Lineage: Eukaryota; Fungi; Ascomycota; Dothideomycetes; Mycosphaerellales; Mycosphaerellaceae. The record is from the annotation of a GenBank genome assembly.
AUGUCCAGAUCCAGACCUUCAGCGGCGAUCAAGCAGCACUUCAUUCUCUCAGAUUCAGACGACACGAUUGCUACCGACUCGACUGGGAGCAGCGAGCCGCAGGACCAAUAUAGCGUCGAGCGCAUCUUGGCAGAGAAAUGGGACCCGAAGAAGAAGAUCCGGGAAUAUUUGAUCAAAUGGGAGGGCUAUCCUCUCCACCGCGCGACGUACGAACCCACAAGGCAUCUCCACACAAAUGAUAUCCUUAAUGCGUGGAAGAAGACUAAACAACGCAUCGCUGCUGGCCUUGAGGAACCAUUCAACGUGGAGAAAUGGGAGGAAGCAUGUAACGUGGCUCUUGAACAGAGCAAGGAUCGGAAGAGGCGUCGGCAGCUGAAGCGGGCAAAGCGUAGGAAGCAGGCACGCCACCAAAGCGAAGACGAACAUGUUCCGACACCUUCAUCCUCCAGAAGGGCGACACAGCAGAUCUCGGCUCGCAAAGGUGUUGCAAGAAAGAUUGAUCGAAAGAAAUCCACUCACUUAGCGCCAGAUACAGAAUCAGACGGCUUAGAUGCUUCUGAAGAGGAAGACGGAGCCGGUUCGGAGCCUGGCUCUCGAUACGAAGAGGUUAGGGAGCAUGUCCCUCCCCGACCAGAUGAGUCAUCUCCCAAAUCACCUAGGGCCAAAGGAGCUGCUAAAGAAUCUAGCGAUCUGCGAGAAAAACCAGCCAACCCGACACAUGCUAGAAAGAGUGCCCCGAGCUCAGGGACACUCCAAACUUCCCAAAGCAUUACGAAAAGCACAAAAGCCAAACAGCUCGGCUCUAAAGUAUUUGCAGCCCCUAAAGAAGGGCAGCAAGUCAAAGCGAAGCGGGCUGUCUCUGGAUCAUUUGAUUCUCGUUUCAAGAAUCUGGCUCACCAGAAUAACGUGCAGAAGCAGAGUAGGAUUGAGCAGGCUCCAGACUUGGCAGCCCUGAACAUACUUGACCCGAAGACCGGCAAGAUAAUUCGACGCAAUGAGGAGCAGCAUCAGAGCGCGGGCCCAUCGGGUACGCAACCUAGUGGAAGCGCUUCAGGUUCUGGACAAGAGGCCAGUGCGUACAGUAGCAGAUCUCCUCCACCAAACGAGUCCGCUCAGCCACUUCGAGAGAUGCGGCGUCCUGGACCCCCCAAAACAGCAUCCAUUGUCGCAGAUGUUGACAAAGCAUAUCGGAGGAGAAGUCCCCCGCCCGUUUCUUGGAAAGACGCGCCCUCCACACUGGAUCGGCCGUCUGAGCCCCAAAGAACCACAUCUAGCUCAGGAGAUAUUCACAGCGCCUAUUACAGGAGGACUCCGCCGCCAGAUGGCCGGCAGAGGUCUGCCUCGCCUGCAAAUUCGCCGAAGCGCCCAUCGGUGCUGGAAGCUCCUGUGUAUCCAACUGAUGGUUUUCAUCGGAGACAGACCUGCAAAUAUUGGCAGAGAGAUGAAUGUGAUAAGACCGCAGAAACCUGCCCGUAUGCUCAUUGGGUGGUGGAACGGCCCCAGAACAAUCUUCACCCGAAGGCAUUGACGUGCUUCUUCUGGAACGAAGGUCAAUGCAGGAAAACUGAAGGCGAAUGUGAAUAUGCGCACUCUUAUACAGGACUCGUCGCAGACCCUCCACCAGGCUACAGGUUGCCUGCAGAGCCUGCUCACAAGCGCCCUGAGAACCUCCCAUCUAGGGACGUACUCGUACCCAAACAUCUGACCACUUGUUACUAUUGGCGGCAGCCACAAGGCUGUAACAAACCGGACAGUCAGUGCGAAUACGCGCAUCGGGAUACCGGGGUUUAUGCUGGCCCGCCGGGGACUUUUAAGAGGAGACUUUCGGCAUUGGGUCCAACAGGAGCAACCGAUAUUCAUGCUGCAAACGCGGACCGAAUUCCUGCUGCAAACAGGACCUUCGACCCGCGUUUGCAAGAGUCACCUCUGGCGCUCCAUAAGUCUCCCGUACAGACAUCCGUUCUGCCCGUUCAAGAGCAAGCCCAAAUAGCACCGCCAACCCGAGUUGUGCAGAAGAGGCCCUCCAUUGUUGCUUGCUCGACCGUACGCGGGGCGAUCAUGCUCUCGUCCGCGGAGGACGACGACGCAGUCACGAUAUCUGCAAAAUUUGAAGUACCAAACGAGAAGACUUUCAAGCAUCUCGCUGGCGAAGACCCUGUCCUACGUCUGGACCAUUUGGUCGUGAGCGGCGACUUUGAGAAAAUCAUGUGGAAUGAAGAACUUCGAGCAGUCGAAGCAGCGACUGGUGGCAUUGCAGUGGAGCCAUCACUUACCAGUCAGCUGGAAACUAUUAGUGAGAUGUGCAAAGUACAUGCUGGUGGAUUUCUCGCGUCUGUUGCAGGCCUGGAGUCAAAAGUGCUAAUCUACCCGAGCAACAACGAGACGUGGAGAUUCUUGGAAGUCGACGAUGUGGCAUUUCCUCCUGGAUGCCUUUUGCACUUUCGCCUUUUCCGCAACAUGUCCGGCAUUUCAGUCACAGCAAGCCCUUCGAAUGCGGUAUCUGCGCGCGAGGAACUGCACUAUGCAGCCUCUGUUGGAGAGAAACUCGCUCGACUAGAUCGGGAGCAAUUACUUUUUGUGAAGCCGCGAAGCGAUCAGAAACUUCCGCCGUACGAUCCGAUACGAGCCGUCUUCCUGCUGAUGCCGCCAGGGCACCACACGGAUCUCGUGGUGUACUGCGAAUAUUUCAAGGGUCUCAAGCUGAAGGUAUACCACUCGAGCACGGCAGGUGCAUGGGCCUACUUUUGCAAAAAGUAUCUACCCAAAGGUCCUCAGAAGGUUGGUAUUGUGGUCGUCCACCCUGAAGUGCCCCUUUGGCAAGUGCCGGAUUUGCAUAACAUUGCGGCGGCUGGUACUUCCCUCUUCUCUAUCGGUGUCGACCGCACUAUAGCAGCAUAUGAAGAACGAGAGCCAGAAUUCGGAUGCCACGGGCUGUUUCCGCUAGGGCGAGUCACAUUCAUCACAGAUGAUGUGUUUGUGUAUGAGCCCGAGAAAGCGCGCAAGAUUGUCCAAACUUUCAACGCAGACCAAAGGCGAAGACCACCUGGGGCCAAGGACGAUGUUCGUAUUGCAACACGGCCUGGUCUCAAGGAGUGGAUAGCGGAACUAAUGCUGAAAAAUGCCAAUGUCAGGGAUAGACAUGAUAAGCAGGAUGCGCGCUGGGUGAAGCUCUACGCCGCGAUCUGCGAGCUCUGUCCGGUCGAAGCAGAGGAUCCGUGGAAUCCGCCCCGUCUCCUCCCUUCAUCUUCCUUAGUGUCGGCAUCGCCCGAAGAACUCCCCGGCUUCCAAGGUCUCUGGGAAAAGGAUGAGACGGCCGCGACCGACUUCAUGGUGAAUUGGUUCGCAGGCUGGGCCGUCUACCACGCUCAUCGAUAUCGGAAAUUCGAGGUCUGCCAUGUGCCCAGGACGGAGCGCUUUGCCGACGCGAAACAAAUGAGCCGAGACGCAGUAGCAGUAGCAGAUCCGAGAGGCUGGACGAAGAAGUAUCAGCAUAUCGGAGUGGCGUCGCCGGACGCGAUGUUGGAGAGCAUGGGGAGCAAGAAGAAGGAGAGUUGA